This is a messenger RNA of Hibiscus syriacus, 1211 nucleotides long. RefSeq names its product mitogen-activated protein kinase 3. Bases 32 to 1144 code for a protein of 370 amino acids. NCBI's taxonomy places the organism in Eukaryota, Viridiplantae, Streptophyta, Magnoliopsida, Malvales, Malvaceae. The record is from RefSeq and is a predicted model, not a curated record. The transcript has 8 exons. Gene Ontology annotation, cellular component: nucleus; cytoplasm. Gene Ontology annotation, molecular function: MAP kinase activity; ATP binding. Gene Ontology annotation, biological process: intracellular signal transduction; protein phosphorylation.
AAAUAAAAAGAAAGCAGUAAAAGGUAGCGAAAUGGCUGACGCCGGCGGUCAAUUUGGAGAUUUUCCGGCUAUUAAUACACACGGAGGUCGAUUUAUUCAAUACAAUAUUUUUGGAAAUUUGUUCGAGGUGACAUCGAAGUAUCGGCCUCCGAUCAUGCCUAUCGGUCGUGGAGCCUACGGCAUCGUUUGCUCGGUGUUGAAUUCGGAAACGAAUGAGAUGGUUGCUGUAAAGAAAAUCGCCAACACUUUUGAUAAUCACAUGGACGCUAAGCGGACACUUCGUGAGAUUAAGCUCCUUCGACAUUUGGAUCACGAAAACGUUAUCGGAAUCAGAGAUGUGAUUCCUCCGCCUUUACGGAGAGAAUUUAAUGAUGUUUACAUUGCCACUGAGCUCAUGGAUACCGAUCUUCACCAAAUCAUUCGCUCUAAUCAGGGUUUAUCCGAAGAUCAUUGCCAGUAUUUCUUAUACCAGCUUCUUCGAGGGCUGAAGUACUUACAUUCUGCCAAUGUCAUUCAUAGAGAUUUGAAACCCAGCAACCUCUUGCUGAAUGCUAAUUGUGAUCUUAAGAUUUGUGACUUUGGUCUCGCUCGACCUACUUCCGACAACGAUUUUAUGACUGAAUAUGUUGUCACGAGAUGGUAUAGGGCGCCGGAGAUAUUGCUAAACUCUUUGGACUACACAGCCGCCAUAGAUGUGUGGUCUGUUGGUUGUAUUUUCAUGGAGCUCAUGAAUAGAAAGCCUCUGUUUCCUGGAAAAGAUCAUGUCCAUCAAAUGCGUUUACUGACCGAGCUGCUCGGCACACCAACCGAAUCCGAUCUCGGAUUUCUCCGGAAUGAGGAUGCAAGGAGAUAUAUCCGGCAGCUCCCUACACAUCCGCGUCAAUCACUAGCAAUACUUUUCCCAAAUGUUCAUCCAUUGGCCAUUGAUCUCAUUGACAGAAUGUUGACAUUUGACCCGACCAAAAGAAUUACUGUCGAAGAAGCAUUGGCACAUCCGUAUCUCGAAAGAUUGCACGACAUAGCUGACGAACCGGUAUGCACCGAGCCAUUCUCUUUUGAAUUCGAGCAGCAACCGUUGGGAGAAGAGCAGAUGAAGGAUAUGAUUUACCAGGAGGCCUUAGCUCUAAAUCCAGAUUAUGCUUAAUAAUAAAAUAUGGUCCUAUCUUCAAAAUGCGCCAUUUCAAGUAAUGUUUGGCUGAUAGUUGAUGCUU